AAGGAUUUUUCAUGGUGAGAGUUUAUCUCCUGAAAAAUUGGGAUUGAAAAUUUGUGUGUGGUUAUGCAUCUUCCUACAACACAACACAGAUUUUGGAUCCUUGUUAUGUACUAUAAACUCUUUCUUCUAUUGAGUGCAUGUCUUCUGUUUGCUAAAUUGCCACACUGGUUUUUGUGAAAAGGAUUGUUCAUUUUCUCAAAUCUCAACUUUGAACUGAGGUUUUUUCUCAAAUCUCAAAUCAUAUAUACCCUUUAUGUUGUUUCACAAUAUUCUUUAGAUUUGGGGUAAAAGGAGGGCACAACACAUGUUUCAAUUCGUUGGUGAAUUUGAUUGAUGUAGACUUUGUGGCUACACUUUCGGACAUGCCCUCUAUCUAUUCGAUGGACGGUUCAGUGAGUGAUUGAGUGGAAUAUAUAUGAAAAUGGAAGGACCUUAUGAAUCAUCAUCUUGCAACGGAGAAGUCACCAACAGAACCCUUCAGAUCAUUAAGUAUUCUCCCUAUAAACCCUGCAUAAAACUAUCAUCUCCGUGGUUCGAUCUAAGAGUUUUUUAUGUAAGGGUUAGUGGCUUUCAGGUGGAUGAAUCCACCCCAGAAUUUUUAUCUCUCAAUCAUAUUCCUCUAUCCCCUGACACCCUUUUAGAGGUUAAUGGUGUUAGAAGCAGCAUGUACUCUGAUGGGGUGUGUUCGGUUCUCCGUAGAGACCGUGUCGAUAAGAAAUCCGAAGAAGCUAUCUUUGUGAGCACAGAUAGCAUACGUUUGACGGGAAGCAUAAAGUUCGAGGUCUAUGAUAAGGAGCUUUGCAUUCUCUCUGGGGUUUUGGAGAUGUCUAAUAGCAAUGGUUUUGUUGGUGAAUCAAGGAACAACACAAAGAAAUGGAGCAUGAGUUGUGAAACACAGAUGAAUGCUAGCAGUGGAUUCUUCAAGGGAAAACAUGUUGCAGCUAUUUCUGAAUUAGCUUGUCCUGAGAUUGAGGUUUAUGUUGCUGGAAGCUUCUCUGGAAAACCAAUAAUCUUAACCAAGACACUGCAGCUCAAUUGCAGGAAGAAGCAUAAUAGGAAGUGCAUGUUGGAUGCUAUUCCAGAAUAUGAAAGUACUGAGUGUAAAAAAGAUGCGGCUGAUCAAGGACUCGAUUUGCAGGUAUCUGAAUACAGAAGCUUCAAACCAGAACAAGAAGAGGAUUACAACAACUUAUAUUGGCAAAGAACAGCAUAUUUAGAUGGAGAAGAUGGUGAACUAUCAUGGUUCAAUGCUGGUGUUAGAGUUGGUGUUGGAAUUGGUCUUGGAAUCUGUGUAGGGGUUGGCAUAGGUGUCAGCCUAUUAGUUCGCUCAUAUCAAACAACUACAAGAAAUUUCAAAAGGCGUUUCAUAUGAUAAACUCUUUUUAUAUUAGUUGAAAAGAUUUGUGUGCUUCUAUAGUUCUAAGGUGACUAGUUCUUCUCCCUUUGUUUAGCUGACAAUAAUCCCCCCCACCUAAAUAAUAUCCUCUCCACCCACAAUUUUCCUUUUUGAAUAGGUUUUGUAUCCCUUUACAAGCUUUUAAGGAAACAUUUUUGUUUUGUGUAGAUGCUCAACUUUUGUUAUUAGGGUCGGAUGACAUUUGUGAUAUGAUUGCAAUAUUUUGUAUCUUUAAGCAGAAGAACACAGCUGUAUGAAAUUCCAUUUUCAUGUAAAUGAUCAAAUGCUUUCCUACUUUGGAAAA
Messenger RNA from Arachis duranensis, 1700 nucleotides. RefSeq lists its product as uncharacterized. The record is from RefSeq and is a predicted model, not a curated record. Gene Ontology annotation, molecular function: phosphoglycerate dehydrogenase activity. The coding region runs from base 416 to 1372 and encodes 318 amino acids. The transcript has 4 exons. Lineage: Eukaryota; Viridiplantae; Streptophyta; Magnoliopsida; Fabales; Fabaceae.